AUGAAGUCCAUAGAAAUAUACAUACAUUGUUUCUUCUUCAUCGUAAUUAAAUAUGUUCAGUGCAAUGAUAACGAAUUAUACGAAUAUUACAAUAGAACGGAUCGCGCAACUUGUCAACUGUACGAGUUCAAGAUGGAACAUCCGAAACCGAUCGGAAUAUUAACAACAAGCUCGGGAAAAUUAGUCGAGAUAAGGGAAACUAUCGGCUUAAAUUCAGAUGUCUUUUCGAAUCAGUUCAAUAUAGACUUAAUUACUCAUACAAAUGCUGAAAGAAUUCCUGAAAGAGUAGUACACGCUAAGGGUACAGCUGCAUUUGGUUAUUUUGAGGUAACUAACGAUGUAUCGCAGUAUACAAAAGCAGAAGUAUUUAAUGGCGUUGGAAAAAAAACUCCGGUCGUAGUUAGAUUCUCUUCUGUUGGUCAAAAUCUUGGUGGGAACGAUUUAGCUAGAGAAAUAAAAGGUAUGGCUGUUAAAUUUUUUACGAAAGAAGGAAACUUGGAUCUAGUAUCUCUAAGCUUUCCUGUAUUUUUCCAUAGAGAUCCAAUAGAUUUUCCACAUUUCAUUCACGCCCUAAAGAGAAACCCUAAAACUAACUUAUUUGAUUUAUCUGCCCGUUGGGACUUUAUAACUAAGAAGCCAGAAGCGUUACAUGGUCUCCUAUGGUUGCUGUCAGAUUACGGCAUUCCAAAUGGAUACAGAAAAAUGGAUGCCUUUCCUAUUCACACUUAUCAAAUAAAUAAUAAGCAAGGUGGCAGUCAUUUUGUCAAAUUUAAUUUUAGAACUGAACAAGGGUUAGAAAAUCUCCCGUCCAAUGAAGCAGAAGCCAUCGCAGCACGGGAUCUCGAUUACUAUAACAGGGACUUAUAUAAUGCAAUUGAAAAUAAAAAAUAUCCCGCUUGGACGUUGGAAAUGGAUAUUAUGUCAUUUGAAGAUAUCAAAAAAAUUGAUUACAAUCCAUUUGAAGUUACAAGGUUGUGGAAAAAAGGCACUUAUCAUACAGUGCCUAUUGGUCGUCUUGUUCUAGAUAGAAAUCCUGACAAUUUCUUUAGAGUUUCAGAACUAAGUGCAUUUAAUCCUGGUAACCUAGUACCUGGUAUACCAGGGCCACUUGAUCAAUUAUUUAAAACAAGACGUUCAUCGUAUCGCGAUACCCAAAUUUACCGCUUGGGUGUGAAUCAUAAUAGAAUCGAAGUAAAUAUACCUUUAUACUGGAAAGUUUAUAAUCGUGAUGGUAAACCUCCUGUAAAGGAUAACAUGAAGGAUGCGCCUAAUUACUAUCCAAAUUCUUUCAACGGACCAGUUCCGUAUGUAGAUCCAAGCCGGCCUAAAGAACGACUAACCGUGUUCGAGGUAAACGCGGUAGACUUAGAUCAGCCAGAAUAUUUCAUCAAACAUUACUUACGAAGGGAUCAACGAGCAAGACUUAUUAAUAAUACUAUCCCAACAUUGGUGCCUGUAGCUCCCUAUUUGCAAAGGAGAGCAAUACGUUUGUUGACCUUGACUGAUCCAAGUUUAGGAAGAGAAGUUUCAGAAAAGUUACAAGAAGCACUAAAACAGCCCCCUCCUCUUCCAAUACGUGUGUUAAAUGACCCGAAAAGAAAAAUAAAAUCUUCAUGA
This is a messenger RNA of Nymphalis io (European peacock), 1617 nucleotides long. Its product is annotated as catalase-like. The coding region runs from base 1 to 1617 and encodes 538 amino acids. The transcript has 2 exons. Gene Ontology annotation, cellular component: peroxisome; mitochondrion; cytoplasm. The record is from RefSeq and is a predicted model, not a curated record. Gene Ontology annotation, molecular function: heme binding; catalase activity. Lineage: Eukaryota; Metazoa; Arthropoda; Insecta; Lepidoptera; Nymphalidae. Gene Ontology annotation, biological process: hydrogen peroxide catabolic process; response to hydrogen peroxide.